This is a messenger RNA of Pleurotus ostreatus (oyster mushroom), 1119 nucleotides long. RefSeq lists its product as uncharacterized. The record is from RefSeq and is a predicted model, not a curated record. Gene Ontology annotation, molecular function: FMN binding; oxidoreductase activity. NCBI's taxonomy places the organism in Eukaryota, Fungi, Basidiomycota, Agaricomycetes, Agaricales, Pleurotaceae. The transcript is spliced from 3 exons. The coding region runs from base 1 to 1119 and encodes 372 amino acids.
AUGACACCAGCACAAUCCAUCCCGUCCCUCUUUCACCCAAUCAAAGUGGGACGCCUUACCCUUCAACACCGCGUUGUCCUUUGCCCACUUACCCGAUGCCGAGCGACUAAAUCCGAACAGAUGCCGAUCCUCCCAAUUGUUCGUGAUUAUUACGCGCAACGCGCGAGUGCACCAGGCACUCUCCUUAUCACUGAGGGGACCAUCAUAGCUCCAGAAGCAGGUGGACUAGACAAUGUCCCAGGCAUCUGGUCCGACGAGCAGAUUGGGGCGUGGAAGCAGAUCACCGAUGCCGUGCAUGCCCAGGGCUCACAUAUCUAUAUGCAACUGUGGGCACUCGGUCGAUGCGCGAACCCGAGCAUCCUCAAUGCCCAAAACACCCCUUACGUGUCUGCCUCUGAUAUUCCACUGAGGGCAUCCCCUUCGGCCAUCCCACGUCCUCUUACCGUCGCAGAAAUAGAGGAACUCGCCCAGAGCUUCGGGAGAGCCGCGUCGAAUGCCAUCAAUAAGGCAGGGUUCGAUGGCGUUGAAGUACACGGCGCUAGCGGCUAUUUAAUGGAUCAAUUCUUACAAGAUACUUCGAACAAGAGAAAAGACGAAUAUGGAGGAAGUGUGGAGGGAAGGACGAGGUUUGCCUUGGAGGUACUGGAGGCCGUAACGAGGGAAGUGGGACAAGACAGGACGGCGAUACGUAUCAGCCCCUGGAGUAAAUUUAACGACAUGCGCAUGGAGGAUCCCAAACCGACAUUCUCAUAUCUGGUUACACAGAUCCGUGAACGCUUCCCAAAUUUGUCGUACGUCCACGUCGUCGAGCCCCGCGUGGCUGAUAUGAACAUACGAAAAGAUUCGGACCUAUCCGAGGAUGAGGAGAACGACUUUCUUCGGAAAAUAUGGGCACCUAGGCCGUUCAUCGUUGCUGGAGGUUAUACGAGGGAGCUUGCCUUGAAAGGGGCCGAAAAGGGGGAUAUUAUCGCUUCGGGGAGACUAUUCCUUUCCAAUCCCGAUUUGGUUCUACGAUGGAGGAAGGACCUACCUCUUAAUGCAUAUGACAGAUCAACGUUCUACGCACAUGGGGAUGCCAGCGAAAAAGGCUACGUCGACUACCCAUUUGCAAGCGAAUGA